AACUUUAGGAAAAAAAUCAACAAUGGGUGGCCCUGAAUUACCCACAGAUCCAGGAGAUGAGCAUCAUUUUCCAACGCCAGCAAUUGAGCAUCCACACGUGGGAGAUCAGAGCGAUGACAGUGAUGCCUCCGAUGCCUACGACGGUUACCAGCCGCUGGCAACGGAAAUUGAAGGUGCGGGUGCAAACGAAGCAGUUUCUGGCGAGGAUGCAGACGAGGAUAUUGAUUUAAUGGCAGCACCGGUGACACAUGGUGAUCCCAAUAUGCCAGCAAUUGAAAGUGUGGAUGUGGAAAUUGAACGGCAAGUGUGGAACGAACCGCGUCCACAGGAACUGCAACUGGAACUGGACAAAACACGCACCGAGCAAAUAUUAAAAGCAAUGUCGAAGAUAACGUUGCCCAAUGUAACAGUGCCCGAAUGGGCGAAGGGUGUACCCGAAGAGCGCUGGAAACAUGAGCUCCUGGAGCGCAUACAAACACGCAAAGGAACAGAGAAGGAGUUUCAAAAAUAACUACUUUCCACUACACCAUCUAAGCACUUUUUUUUCUCAGUUUCUAAAUAAUUUUUAUCAUUUAAAAAUGUAUUUUUGUUGUCUACAAAUUCCCCACAAAAAUAUAUUGUUUAAAAAGUACAUAAAUAUUAAGUGGUAUAACGCAAUAUAAUGGUAGCUCAUAUGAAUUCAGAAAUUUUCUUUAAGGAAUUCCAAAAAAAAAACAAAAGAAUAAAAUUUUAAGAACCCAAACUAAUGGAAUGAAAUUUUAACUAAGAAAAUAUCAGUACCAAAAAUUUAGAUGACAAUAAUAAACGCUGGAGAAAGGUCUGAGUCA
Drosophila innubila is the source of this 827-nucleotide messenger RNA. RefSeq lists its product as uncharacterized. The transcript has 2 exons. Lineage: Eukaryota; Metazoa; Arthropoda; Insecta; Diptera; Drosophilidae. The record is from RefSeq and is a predicted model, not a curated record. Bases 23 to 511 code for a protein of 162 amino acids. Gene Ontology annotation, biological process: spermatogenesis.